AUGCACGUCGCUCUCAGAACGCCUGAGCUUCGCGCCGCCAUCUUCAAGCAGCUUCCACCGACGGCGCUUGUUGCUCUUGCUGGGACAUGCACGCAGCUCUCUGAGCCUGCUCUCGGAUGCCUUUGGUACGAGCUGGAGAACUUCGGUGCUAUCAGCAGCCUCCUGGCCAAGGGGGAUCAUGCGGGCGAUGCCCUACGGAGCGGCAUGAUUGAUCCCGAGGACGUUGAUCGCGUUCGCUAUUAUGGCCAAUUUGUCCAGCGCUUGGUCGUCCGUCCAUCCUCGAUUGGCAUCACUGGACGCGUGUUAUCGAUGGUCAUCACCGCACUUGGCAACAAUCUAUUCCCCAAUUUACGCCAUUUCCAUCACAUGGGACUUUCAGAACACGUACUCUAUCUUUAUCGUGUAGUCCCGCCAUCGCUGCUCAGCUUGGUCAUAGAUAUGGUGGACUCUUCCGACGAUGUCUCGCGAGAUGCCAUGGGUCUGCUUACGACUGCUAUCUCGUCGCUCAAGAGGCAGGGCAACUUCAACGUUGCCAUGUUCUCACUUCGGCUGCCGCCGGACUUUCCUCUCUGGCCGGUCGCCAACAUCAUUGCUGGGUGGAAGAGCUUAAAGAGGCUGUCGCUGCAGGGGCGCAUUGAUGCCAACGCUGUGGCGGCCAUACAUUCCCUUCCCCAUCUGACAAUCCUCGAUCUAUGCUGUCUUGCAGGCGAAUCGUUGCCGUGCUGUUGGCAGAAGGAAUUGUCGUCUCUUCGGGCGCUAAACAUAUGCGUGCAUGCCACAAGCAUGCAUGAGGUGGCUGCAGUCCUCGCCUUCGGCUCUCAGUCUGGCGCCAUGUGCUACUCGCCCAUAUCCAGGAUGCACAUCGAAGGCCUUCGAGACACACUUCGCACGAGGAACAUGGGCGAACAGAUGCGAGAGCAGUGCUCCGCGUUCACCCUGGUGGACCUUAUCCUGAGAUCCGAUAGGGACAGCCAACCAUCGGGCAUCCAGUCAGACGCCCUCACGAUGCGAGACCUCCACCCGUACCUCAGCUUCGUCAACCUUCGCCACGUCGUCAUAGUGCUGAACGGUCCACUAGAGAUAUGUGACGACGAUCUUCAGUCCUUAGCACUCGCCUGGCGGCAGAUACGCUCCCUCCAUCUGGAAGGCAGCACUUCCACGACAACGCUCUGCACUCUCAAGGGACUCAUAUAUCUCGUACGUCAUUGCAAGGACCUCGAGCAGCUCACCAUCGCGCUGCACUCGACUUCCAUCGCCUUCCCGAUCAAGAAAGCGGACGUCAGACACCACACCCUUCAGCACAUCAAUUUCCUCAACUCGCCCAUUGCCAUUGGUAAGGAAACCAUAUUCACCGCCAUGUUCAUGGCAAUGUAUUUUCCCUUCAUUCCCCGCAUCUCGUCCACAGGGGAAGACAGUCAGCGGGCGUGGGAAGAAGUCGUCGCUUGCCAAACUAUAAUGCUCUGGGAGGUCGAGGGCUGUACCGCUCCUUGGAUCAUGUUCACGGUAGGCCACCACUCCCCUCAUCUACGUUCAUUCCGCAGCUGA
Schizophyllum commune H4-8 is the source of this 1545-nucleotide messenger RNA. RefSeq lists its product as uncharacterized. The transcript is spliced from 2 exons. The record is from RefSeq and is a predicted model, not a curated record. Bases 1 to 1545 code for a protein of 514 amino acids. NCBI's taxonomy places the organism in Eukaryota, Fungi, Basidiomycota, Agaricomycetes, Agaricales, Schizophyllaceae.